GCAUCAAAACGCAAAAAAGCCACAUCUGGAUUGUAAUGAAGUAUUUCGAGAAACAAGCGUGGCCGUUGACUUGUUCCACAACGCCAUAUUGUGGGGCUCACCAUGUUUGUGCUGAGAGCAAAACGACACGGUUUGCAACAGCGUUGUACCGUGUUAAGCUGGACUUCUCAAAAGUGGAGGAGACUCAUGUAUCUUGGGAGGAGCUAUCAGCUCUUCGACAUGAUAGCGGAAUGAUUUGCGUUGGAUAUUCAAGCACCGGAGACUGGGAGGCGCUAGCUUUAUUGAAUACAACGAGAAUCCGCGAACAAAACCAACCAAAUACGGCGCAAACUUCUUCAUCGCAUGCCCUGAACCACGAACGAACGACCUCCCACACCACAUUGGAUGACUCGACAACAAUUGGUUCCACCACAGCUCGCGCCAGUGCACAUCAGCGAACUACAUCUUCUGAAUCGAUAGUUUCAAACGUUAACAACUCCCUUUUAGCAAACGAAUCAAAUUCACUCUUGCCAGAGAUUGAAUUGGCUUCUGCCACAGCUCCUGCCUCGACAUCAACUGACAGGCAUUGCCGCCAAUCCUCUAACCCCAUAAGUGCACAACUUCUUCUUCUCUACAAGGACUCCAUUUUUGCGUCAAGAAUGCUGGAUUUUCGCCCCCUUACUCCCAAAAUGGCUUGCUUUACUUCUUUGCAAGGGAACGAAGUGUCGGGCAUUUUUAUGGGUAGCUCGGAUCAUUCCAAAUUGUAUUGGUUUACUUCAGAGCCAACAAUUGAGAGCGAUCGUUCGAAACAGCUACUAAGUGAGGUCCCGCUAACACAUCCAGCUUUUGCGGUGUCGUCAUGUGUGAUGGGGUUGGAUUUUUGGUUCUCCCAGAAUACGAACGCCGUCUUCUUGGCAUUGACUUGCCAGGAUGGCACAAUUGCUUACGUAAAUUUUCAGUACGACGAGUCAAAACUGCCCUCGAACGAUCCCUUUGUGGUAAUAUCACAGGAGAAUGUUAUUGUGGAUGGUCCAGUGACUUCUGUUCAAUUAUACACCCAAGACAGUACAGUGCGAGUAACGGCAGGUUCGCUUUGUGGCUACGCCACAGAAUUGAUUUUUUCAGAGGACCCAUCUAGCUGGGAAGGACCUUUUAUGGUCGCACAGGGAUUUACGAAUGGCGUGGGCGAUGAAGACUCUGUUCUGGUCGUACAUGCGUGUGAUGCUUUUGUCUGCUUGGGCCUCUUAUCGGGGAGGUUCCUUUUGUAUGCAAAAAACGAAGGCCACUACCGAUGGCAGUGGGAAGUUCAGCUUCCGUAUUCUAUUCACGGGAUUUGUGUACUUCCGAUGAUGGACGGUGAUGCUUUGCCAAUGAUUCUUGUGACAACACGGCGGUCACUUCAUUUGUUCGCAUCGCAAGCCAACGUAAGUGGAAUGUCUACGAAGCUAGGCUAUAAUGCCGAAAUCGCUCGAGCUAGACUUUCAAAGAUGGCACAGAUACUCCAGGAGCGAUGAACGGCCACAACUUCCUCGUAAGAAUGUGAUCAUGAGCAUGGGGAAGCUUCUCGCCAGAACGCAGGGGCCGAGGCCGGAAAGUGAAGAAAAAAUGAAAAUAGAUAUACAGUAGAAACUAC
Messenger RNA from Phaeodactylum tricornutum CCAP 1055/1, 1612 nucleotides. RefSeq lists its product with no specific name. NCBI's taxonomy places the organism in Eukaryota, Bacillariophyta, Bacillariophyceae, Surirellales, Neidiaceae. Bases 36 to 1493 code for a protein of 485 amino acids. The record is from RefSeq and is a predicted model, not a curated record. The transcript has a single exon.